Messenger RNA from Pseudocercospora fijiensis CIRAD86, 2298 nucleotides. RefSeq names its product sexual differentiation process protein ISP4 (gene ISP4). The record is from RefSeq and is a predicted model, not a curated record. Bases 1 to 2298 code for a protein of 765 amino acids. The transcript is spliced from 16 exons. Gene Ontology annotation, molecular function: oligopeptide transmembrane transporter activity. Lineage: Eukaryota; Fungi; Ascomycota; Dothideomycetes; Mycosphaerellales; Mycosphaerellaceae. Gene Ontology annotation, biological process: transmembrane transport.
AUGGAGAGCACCGAGAAAGGCAGCCAUCAGGCCUCUGAUGAAGAGUUCAAGAUACCAAGCGUAGAGACUACAAUCGUCGCAGAGAAAAAGCUUGAUGACGAGCUAUACGUACCCAGAGACGAUGAGGAAUUCAUCGACCCUCGCUUGAAGGACUAUCCCAUUCCGCUAGUCGCGAAGACCGUAGAUCUUCACAACGAUCCGACAGAGCCAAUUCUUACCUUCCGAUUCUGGGUACUCUCAACUUUGUGGACCAUAGUCGGGUGUGCAGUGUCGACAUUCUACUACUUCAAACCUUACGACCAAUAUCUCACAUCUUAUGCGGUCCAGCUUCUGGCAUGGGGCACGGGCGAGGCUAUGGCUCGAUGGCUACCGAAGCGAGAGUAUUCCAUAUUCGGUUACAAAUGGUCGAUGAACCCCGGUCCUUGGAAUGCAAAAGAACACGCUCUGAUCAUCGUUGCGUAUUGGGGCUCGUGCUAUACUGCCUAUGGCCUUGGCCCACUGAGCGCACUUCAAAUAUACUAUGGCAAAAAGAUAUCUGCAGGCUGGAGCAUUCUAUUCCUGAUCACUACUCAAAUGAUCGGAUACGGCUUUGCAGGAGUCUUUCGUGACAUUCUGGUCCGACCUCCAAAGAUUUACUAUCCGGGCGUGCUCCCAAAUGUCGCGCUGUUCAACGCGAUGCAUCGAAACCCUACCGUCACGAGGAAUUCGCUCAAGUUCUUUAUCAUUGUCGCGGUCGGGGCUUUCAUCUGGGAAUGGUUUCCAGAACUCAUAUUUCCGGUCCUUGCCUCUCUUCCGAUCAUCUGCUGGUUCGGGCAUGGCAACCCCAUCGCGUAUGUCCUUGGAUCUGGUACAUACGGAUUCGGCUUUCUCACGCUCUCUCUCGAUUGGAAUUAUAUCAACGUUCUUGAAUCUCCUUGGUACACACCACUUUGGGUAUCCAUGACGAUGUGUGCGGGCGUCGUCUUCUCUGCUUGGUUCCUGUAUCCGAUCCUUUACUACACCAACACAUUGAAUGCACAGACCUGGCCCGCGAUGGCUUCUGGCACUUACGACGUAAACGGAACUGACUACAACAUCACCCGCGUGAUGACCUCAGAUUUUCGACUGAAUCAAACGGCCAUGGACGAGUACUCAAGACCUUACUGGAGUCUGCCUUAUGUUUUCUCCUUCUUCUUUGCUUUUGCUUGCAGUACAGGUGCUAUCAUGUAUGCGAUCUUGUGGUACGGCAAGAGUGUAUGGAAAGCUGCAAAGGAUGCAUUCAAGAAAAGAUCCGAGAUGGACGAUUACAAUGAUCCCUAUCUUAAGCUAAUGUCCUUUGACCCACGGGUGCCGCAUUGGUGGUACCUGGCUCUCCUUGGAGUCUGCGCUGCUCUGUCGCUCGGUACAAUCUAUGGAGCGGACCUGCAAUUGCCCUGGUGGGGUUUCAUCGUCAUGGCACUGGUCUCAUGGGCAUUCACACUUCCGAACGGCAUACUGUGGGGCGUCGCAAAUCAGCAGAUCGGCAUGGCAUAUCUUUCAGAAGUCAUCGCUGGCAGCCUCUUUCGUGGCAGUCCCACUGCAGUGCUGAUGUCAAUGACUUAUGCCCGUCAGAUCUUGGAACAAAAUCUCAAUCUUAUCUCGGACUACAAGUUCGGCUUCUAUAUGAAGAUACCGGAGAAGGAGAUGUUUAUUGGUCAAGUUUGGGGCACGCUUGUUGGUCCAUUCAUCAAUGUCUGCUUGAUGCAGUACGUUAUUGAUGAUAUAGGAAUUCCCAAACUCACGGGGAAAGUCAAGAGCGUGAACUGGUAUGCAGCCAGGACGAAAAACUUCUACUCGCUGUCCGUGCUCUGGGGUGUUUUGGGACCACAGACUUUCUUCGGGAAAGACUCGCCUUACAAUUGGGCAUAUUACGGGUUCGUUGUAGGACCCGUGGCCGUGAUACUCGUGUGGCUUGUCCAGAAGACAAAGCGGAACUGGAACCUGGAGCACUAUUGCAAUCCCACUCUAUUUUUCCUGGGUGCGGCCACGUUCCCAAUUUUUCCAAUGACGAACUUCUUCCCGGCAUUCCUGGCGUCAAUCAUCACCAUGGGCUUCGUUUACCGCUAUCGUCCUGCUUGGUGGCGGAAGUACCAUUACUUGACCGGAGUCGGCAUGGAUUGUGGUACCCAAAUAAUGCAGACCUUCCUGGCGUUCUGCAUCAAUUUGCCAAACCUGUCGUUUCCGACGUGGUGGGGAAACCAGCCAACAUACAUCGAUCGUUGCUUUCCUCCCAACUCCAAACUUCCUCCGGCCAUGCAAAUACUUCCGAACCCAAGCUGA